Molecule: messenger RNA, 1792 nt
Organism: Bolinopsis microptera
Lineage: Eukaryota; Metazoa; Ctenophora; Tentaculata; Lobata; Bolinopsidae
Product: cyclin-dependent kinase 2 homolog
Exons: 3
Coding region: 10-1173 (387 amino acids)
Biological process (GO): regulation of autophagy; peptidyl-serine phosphorylation
Cellular component (GO): cytoplasm
Molecular function (GO): ATP binding; protein serine/threonine kinase activity
Source: RefSeq, a predicted model, not a curated record
GGUGCGGUUAUGCAGAGUAUCGCUGCCUUCGGAAAUCAGCAACAAACUCCUCACCAUUUAAAAGAAAGUGGUCUUUUCCGGAUACAUCCAGAUGAUGAUCCAAUCAGAGUUGCAAUCACAGAUUUUGAUUUGAAGAAUAAAAGUUACAUCGCGAAAGGUUCUUUCGGAAAAGUAUAUAAGACAAGCUUUCGUGGCGGAUUGGACGUUGCCGAAAAAAAAUGUAUUUUCAAGGAGAGGCGUGUCGAAGAUUACGAACAUGAACAACACAUCUCGCUAGAAUCUUGGUAUAGAGAAUUGUCCUUUCAUGGAUCGAGCAAGCAUGAGCACAUAGUCCGGUUGCAUGGGUUCAUUGCUAUAUCUGCUGAUAUAUCAAACGUUCCACUCCCGGACGGCAAAUUGCGGCCCCUCGAUCCAAACCGCCCCAAAGCACUGCACUUGUUUUUAGAACUAAUGACAUGCAGCUUUAGAGAAAUUCUGAAUUGUUUGUUCGACAAAUCACAUUCUGAUUACAGUAAAACCCCUUUUAAGUGCCCUGAGGGAAAAGUGCAAGUUGAGCCAUUUAGAGCAUUUCUGAAGCAUGUUUGCAGCGGACUGAUCUACCUCCAUGAUAAUGGGUACAUGCACCGGGACCUGAAGCCGGGGAACAUUCUUCUGAAGGUUGAAGACGGGAGAGCUGUUGCUAAACUAGCUGACUUCGGAACCAUCAAGGACUACAAAGAGACGACACGAGGCGAGGAGAAGAACCUCCACUCUGCUGAUCCAGGGACCACCAAGUACGGGGCUCCUGAGGUGAUCUACAAUGAGGGACCCUAUACUAAGUCAUGUGACUUGUGGUCUAUCAGCAUUACUUCUGUGCAACUCAUAUCUGGAUAUCACCCGGUGGUUACAGACGAGAGCCAAAACUCUACAUCAAGAUCCAGCAACACCAUCUACUGCCGGAGAAUCUCCAGUGACGAUCCCUUCACUGAUCUGCCUGAGAAAGUGGGACUAGGAGGUGAACUUGGUGAAAUACUAGGGAAGUGUUUGGAGAGGGACCCAGAGGAGCGCCCUAGUGCGGGAGACGUGUUGGAGGUAGUUGGUGGUUUGGAGAAUGAUGGAGUGUUGUUGUGGGAAUGGUUUAAAGAUCUUGGUAUUGGCGAGGAUAUUGAAUCGAAACGUACUGGAAAGAGAUAAAUGGACGCUUCGAGUGCUUUUAGUGAGGUUGGUAGAUGGAGCGGAACCAAGUUUAGUUGAGCUUGUUCUUAAGCUUCAAUUAUUAUAGACAUCUUUUAAUUGAUCUUAAUCAUUCAUUUUUAUAUGUUAUUUGAUAUAACCGAAUAUUUUUCUAAUCUCUUUUAUUUUUCUACUAUUAAUUGUAUAUUGUAUUUAUAUAACGAUUCAGAAAUUUCGCUUCUGAUUUUAUCCAUUUUGUAUGUCCACUUAGAUAUAAAUUUGUAACGUUGAUGAUGCUUAAUUCGGGAUGAUCCUUCUACAAUAUUAUGUAAAAUAAUUUUUAGUUUUUAAAUUACUGGUUCAUUUAAAUGUUAUUGCCUUCAGACACCGACACUAUCGGUGUUUUUGCCAUCACUUUGAAGUUGAACCUGUCGGACUGGCUCAAAGUGAUGCCAAAAAACAGCCGAUUAAUUUCUAACCAUCGUUUCACGAUAUAAAUAGUCAGAAUUUCUGAUAACAAUGAGACUCCCAAUUAUGUGUAUUUAUAUUUUAAUUUUGGGCUUGUAUAUAAUUUGCGGCUUGUAUUAGAUAAUUUUAUAUGGUGUUAUUUAGUUGUAUUGAUGAUAAUUUUUAUAAAUCU